Nothobranchius furzeri (turquoise killifish) is the source of this 3673-nucleotide messenger RNA. It is a transcript of the gene nup133, whose product is annotated as nucleoporin 133. NCBI's taxonomy places the organism in Eukaryota, Metazoa, Chordata, Actinopteri, Cyprinodontiformes, Nothobranchiidae. Gene Ontology annotation, biological process: poly(A)+ mRNA export from nucleus; transcription-dependent tethering of RNA polymerase II gene DNA at nuclear periphery; protein import into nucleus. Gene Ontology annotation, cellular component: nuclear pore outer ring. Gene Ontology annotation, molecular function: structural constituent of nuclear pore; protein binding. The record is from RefSeq and is a predicted model, not a curated record.
GUGACGUAAUAUUCAAGCGACUGUACCGCGCGCGUUGUUUGGAGGCAGGAUUUGUGGAUAGACGGUGUUGUCUCGUAUUAUUUCGUUCUCGGGGUAAUAAAUUGUUAUUUUUCCACCGAACACUUUUGGGGUAAGAAGCGUUAGCAUGUUUAGCCCCCGGUCCGUUCCGAGCUCGGCCCGCAUGCAGCAGAGCAGAACCCCCGGGAGGAAGAGCGUCUCCGGUGCGGCCACCGGCCUCCAGCUCUCCGCUCGGAGGGCGUCGCUGCCGGCGAGGGCCACCCCCGCCCGACUACAGAGCCACGCAGCCGCAGAAACCAUCAGCUAUGAUGUGCAGACGUUCGGCUCUUCUCUGCCUGUCAAAGUCAUGGAGGCUCUGACCAUGGCUGAUGCUGACGACCAGAUCUCAGUCAGGGUGACUGAAAGCAGCUGGGCCUGGAUGGUCUGUGGAGAGAGACUCAUCAUCUGGAAGAUCUGCCAGGCGGCUGUAGCUAAGCUGUCCGUGUGUAAGGAGCUGCAGCUGCCCAGCAGUGAGUACGACUUCACGGCUGACGUUGUAGCUGUGACGUCCACCGUUCCUUUGGAGAUGGCUGCUGCUCAGUCCGUUUCAGUCCUGGCCGUGAGUGCAGAAGGAACGGCUCGCUUCUGGCCCUGUCUGGCCCAUGAGGGAAACUACACAGAGUCCAGUGUGGACCUGGGAGACCUCUGCAACUUUGUUGUUGCUGUCAGAGGUGGGAGCUUCAUCGUGGCAUCAGUCAGGAGUCAGCUGCUGAGAGUGAGCGCAGAUUCCUCCGGGAAGCUUCAGUGUCGAGCUCUGCAGCAGGGUCAGGGUGUGCUCUCUGGCAUCGGCCGCCGUGUCUCCAGCUUGUUCGGCAUCCUCUCUCCACCAGCCGAUGACGUGCUCCACAGCGUUGUGUGGGUGGGGAGAACCAGCUGCUUGUACACCCUGACCUCCUCCAGGCUGAGUAAGUGGGAGGUGGACGACAGCUCGGAGCACCAGAUCCUCAGCUGGGACACCUGCAAAGCUCUAAACGAGAGCAUUGUUGAGUCCAUUUGGGGUUCAGAGAGCAGCUACGGUGGCUUGAAGAGCGGGGCAAACGUUGCAUACCUGGACAUGAAGUUAAGCCAAUCUGGCCUGGUGGUUUUGGCUGCAGCCUGGCACCCGUCGGACACCCCGUGCCUGGCUUACUUCUGUCUCGUCACCCUGCAGGACGAUGGGUCCACCAUUUCUGACCAGUUUACCGUCCAGGUGACCAAGUACAGCUGUGUAUUCCAGACUAAGGAGGCUCUGCAGGCUACACGCUUGCUGUUGCCCUGGUCCCCCAGCGCCACCGCCUUCCUGUACAACGAGGAGUUGGUGUUUGCUUGUUCGACGGGCACCAGCAGGGCAACGCUGCCAGAUGAGAAAAUCAGCUUUACCUCACCAGGUGAUGGCAUACGUGGAGGAGGCCACUGCGCCAACCUGCCGGUGUUUUUCUCUCUGAACAGUGGCCUGGUAGUGGUCGUGGCCAGAGAGAGUGCUUCCAUCCUGCCGGAGACCAUGGAGGACUCGCUGUGCUCCUCCCUGGCUGCAGCCCCUGAGGUUUCUGCCGUGGAGACUCCAACCAGGAAAGCGCCUGUGGGCCAGGAGGACAGGACCAAGCUGCUGAAGGCUGCCUUCCUGCAGUUCUGCCGUAACGACCUGGUGGGAGCGCAGACGGUCACUGAUGAGCUGUUCCCUGCUGACGGGGAGGCUGGAGCUGAGCUGGACAGCGUCGUGACUCGGAUCAACCUGGACCUGAUAGAUGAUUACCCAGCCUCAGACCCUCGCUGGGCUGAGUCUGUCCCAGAAGAAAGUGCCGGCUUCCCCCUCACGUCCCUCAUCAUCCUCCACCAACUGGAAGACAAGAUGAAGGCUCACUGUUGCUUCAUGGACUUUCUGCUGCAGGUGGGUCUGUUGGACCAGCUCAGCCAGGUGACGGUGCACUCGUCUCCCAUGGCAACUCGUCUGCUGCUGUGCGAACACGCUGAGAAGCUGCAGGCAGCCAUGGUGCUGAAGAACCACCACACCAAACACGCUGAGCUGGUGAAUGGAGCCAUCAGCAUGGCUCUGCAGAGGAGGAACGUGGCGGUGCCGCCCAGCCUCACGGUGGCUGAUGUCUUCUUCAGAGAGGUGUCUCAGAUCUCCUCCGUGUUUGAGUGUCUGCUGGAGGAGGAGGAGCGGAGUCUGAAGGUCAACCCUGUGGAUUCUGUGCAGUGGGCCGAGGUGGUUCUUACCAUCAACAGCAUCAUCAAGGACAUGCUUCAGGCCGCAGGUCAGUACAGGGAGACAAAAGCCUCCAUGUACAGAGCUUCUGAAAAUGCAGCUGCAGAGCCUGAAUACAUCCCCUGGACAGCAUCUGGCGGCGUUGGAGGAGUUCGCACCAUCAUUUCCCGCCAGCACGAGAUCAUCCUGCGCUCGGUUUACCCACACGCCGACUCUCAAUUACGCUGUGCCCUCUGUGAGCAGCUGGUGGUGCUGUUGGACAUGUUUCUGGGCAGCUACGUGGCCCAGCUGACAUCCCUGCAAAAGCAGAGGCCUUCAGCAGCCCAGCAAGACCGUUACAACAGCCUGGAGAUGGAGUACAGCCAGCGCCGCUCGGAGCUGCUCACACCGCUGUUGGAGCUGGGUCAGUACCAGUGGGUAGCAGUGCUGGCUGAGAAGUUCUGUGACUUCGACAUCCUGGUUCAGAUGUGUGAGCAGACCGACAACCAGAGCCGCCUGCAGCACUACAUGGCAAAGUUUUCUGACCAGAACUUUUCUGACUUCCUGUUUCGUUGGUACAUGGAGAAAGGAAAGAGAGGGAAGCUGCUUUCCCAGCCAGCUGCUCAGCACCAGCAGCUGGCCAGUUUCCUGCAGGCCCAUCAACACCUCAGCUGGCUGCACCAUAUCCACGUCCAGGACUACCAAAGUGCUCUCAGGACGCUGUACAGCCAGGCCAACAUGGAGACGCGCUACUUUGCAAAGAAGACCACGCUGCUGGCUCUCAGUAAACUAACGGCGCUGGCGUCUGACCUGCCGGAGGAGGAACUCAACAAACAAGUGGAUGACAUUGUGGAGCAGGAACGCUUCCUGCUGCAUCAGGAGACUCUGCCCAGACAGCUCCUGGAGGAGAAGCAACUAAACCCCGACACCAUGCCUCUGCUCAGCGCUCACAACCUCAUACAGCUCUACAUCUGUGAUGACAACAGGAGGGCCAACGAGUACGACUUCAAAAAGGCGUUGGACCUGCUCGAGUACAUCCACAAGGAGGACUCUGUAGACAUUGAUGCUCUGAAGUGUGAGAUCUUCGGCAAAGCACUCAGACGAGAUGACUGGUCCUCUGUUGAUGGGAACGACGAUCCUAUAGAAGCAGCUAAGGACAGCAUCUUUGUGAAGAUCCUCCUCAAAGUAAUACAAGAAGGUGUUCCCUUGCAGACGUACCUGCCCGAAGUCAAAGAGCUGCUCGAACUCGAUGAGCUGAGUUCUUUGAAAUCCAAACCUUGUUUUGAGUUUGUUCUUCGAGCUAAUUAUGAACAUUACCUUCAGGCUCAAAUGUGACGACCCUGCAUGCUCUCAACAAAGCCGACUCGCUUUGUCUGCAUUUUUCACUUUCUCGUUUUCAUCUUAUAUUUUCAAAUGUUUCAUUUUCUAAAUAAAUAUGCAUUUAUUUCUGAA